Phyllopteryx taeniolatus (common seadragon) is the source of this 2279-nucleotide messenger RNA. RefSeq names its product CCR4-NOT transcription complex subunit 9 (gene cnot9). The transcript has 8 exons. The record is from RefSeq and is a predicted model, not a curated record. Gene Ontology annotation, cellular component: P-body; CCR4-NOT complex; CCR4-NOT core complex. Lineage: Eukaryota; Metazoa; Chordata; Actinopteri; Syngnathiformes; Syngnathidae. Bases 468 to 1367 code for a protein of 299 amino acids. Gene Ontology annotation, biological process: mRNA catabolic process; negative regulation of translation.
ACCAAAAUGUAAACUGUAUGAAAAACGACUGGGAAAUGAGCAAAUUACGACUUCAUUACAAUGUCUAUUCAUUGGUAUUGAUGAGAACCUCAACCUUACCAACAUGGCCACUACAUAGGCACGUCGGUUAGCCACGAUGCUACAGCACGUUUUCGUAACUAGUCUUGAUAUCUAUGGUUCUGCCUAACUCGAAACUGGAAUCCGCGUUUUUCUUUUGCAACGAUAACGCACAUUCGAAAGUCUUGUUGGUUUUGCGGUCAAGCCAAACGGGAACGCGUGCGGCGUUUUAAACUUUUAGUUGUGCCGCGUUUAGCUGUUUGUAAUGUAGUUGCAACACCAGUGUGGGAAGAAAUUAUCAGCUCGCGGCUAGCUGCGGCUAACGUUAGCGGUUACACUUUCGUCAACUUGAACCGCACUCACUGUUGAAUUUCAAUUUUUGGGGGACUAUUCCCACUAAGAUUGUGAGAAUGCUGGCCACUGGAGCCGCUGUCACAAACGUCACAGCAUUGGCACAGGUAGACCGGGAGAAGAUUUACCAGUGGAUCAAUGAGUUGUCCAGCCCGGAGACCCGAGAGAAUGCCUUGCUCGAGCUCAGCAAGAAACGGGAGUCUGUGCCCGACCUGGCACCCAUGCUCUGGCACUCCUGUGGCACCAUCGCUGCCCUUUUGCAGGAAAUCGUGAACAUUUAUCCCUCUAUUAACCCACCGACACUGACAGCUCACCAGUCCAACAGAGUGUGCAAUGCCUUAGCGCUUCUUCAGUGUGUUGCCUCACACCCGGAAACGAGGUCGGCCUUUCUAGCAGCUCACAUCCCCCUUUUCCUUUAUCCCUUUCUGCACACGGUGAGCAAAACACGCCCGUUCGAGUACCUGCGACUUACCAGCCUCGGAGUCAUAGGUGCUUUGGUCAAAACGGACGAACAGGAAGUCAUCAACUUUCUCCUGACGACUGAAAUCAUCCCGUUGUGUCUCCGUAUUAUGGAAUCUGGGAGCGAACUCUCCAAGACGGUUGCUACUUUCAUCCUACAGAAGAUCCUGCUGGACGACACAGGGCUGGCCUACAUCUGCCAGACGUACGAGCGCUUUUCCCACGUGGCCAUGAUCCUUGGGAAAAUGGUGUUGCAGUUGUCCAAAGAGCCUUCGGCGCGUCUUCUGAAGCACGUGGUUCGAUGCUACCUCCGCCUCUCUGAUAAUCUCAGAGCCAGAGAAGCUCUGCGGCAGUGUCUGCCGGACCAGCUGAAGGACAGCACCUUCGCCCAAGUGCUGAAGGAUGACACCACUACCAAGCGCUGGCUGGCCCAGUUGGUGAAGAACCUCCAGGAGGGCCAGGUGACUGACGCCCGGGGCAUCCCGUUGGCCCCGCAGUGAUGCCACUAGAAUUGUUUGUACUUCUGCCAAAUGUGGUGCUAAGACUGUCCACGUAGUGAAGGGCUCCAUAACAGUCGAUUUGUGUUGAUUUUGUGUAGGACGUUUUGGUCACAUUUGCUGCUGCUUCAUCUCCAUUAUCAAAAAAAUUUCAAGCCAACAUUAGAUGUAAGAUUUACAUCCACUUGUCUGAUUAUAAAAAAGGGGGGGGAAAUAAAUUGUGGCCGCAAUACAGAUUUAACAUGCAUAUAGAAUGGUAAGUUGUGGGCACAAUAUACUAACUUGUGGCCAUUACAUCAGUACGUGUGCACGAAAUACUAAUUUGUGGCCAGGAUAUACCUCGGUAUCUCAUAUGAACGCAAUACUAAUUUGUGGCUCACAAAAUGGUAGUUUGUUAUUCCCAUGAACAAUUUGGACAUCUGGGUAAUCCAAGAUAUUGGUAUAUAGUGUGCACAAAAUACUAAUUUGUGGCUACGAUAUAGGUAUAACUUGCUCAACAAAUUAGCAUUUUGUUUGCAUGUUGUGGCCACAAUUGAACCCCCCCCCCCCCCCCCCCCAAUAUCAUGGCUGGGGCUCCAUAUAUAUUGGUGGGUACUCUGUGUACAUUUUGGCCACCUCUGUUUUGGGAGUCGUACGGACUAUUAAUGCGUUUUACGGUUGAAUAUUCAAAUGGUGACUUAGUUUUGUAUUAAACCAUGCUGAAAACUGUGAAUACAUUCAGUACUGAUGUAAAUAAUAAAUGUCAACGUUUGGGUAAAUCCUACCACAUCAAAUGACUGCCAGCCCUUCCAAAAUGUUUUUGGCUCCACCGGCUCCACCCCCAACCCCUCCCCCUUGUAAUUUUCAGGAUGUAACACAUGACACUUAAGCUAUAUGAUUGUUAAUUUUCGGAUAAAUAAAACUUUGUAAACCUGA